Molecule: messenger RNA, 3688 nt
Organism: Centropristis striata (black sea bass)
Lineage: Eukaryota; Metazoa; Chordata; Actinopteri; Perciformes; Serranidae
Product: glycogen phosphorylase, muscle form
Exons: 20
Coding region: 34-2562 (842 amino acids)
Biological process (GO): glycogen catabolic process
Cellular component (GO): cytoplasm
Molecular function (GO): glycogen phosphorylase activity; pyridoxal phosphate binding
Source: RefSeq, a predicted model, not a curated record
CAGUAAAAAAAGACACGAAAACUAACCGGAAGCAUGGCCAAGCCUCUGACAGACCAGGACAAGAGGAAGCAGAUCUCGGUGCGGGGGCUGGCCGGGGUGGAAAACGUCGCGGACCUGAAAACUAAUUUCAACAGGCACCUCCACUUCACCCUGGUCAAGGACCGGAAUGUGGCCACCAAACGGGACUACUACUUCGCGCUGGCCAACACGGUGCGGGACUACCUGGUGGGCCGCUGGAUCCGGACCCAGCAGCACUACUAUGAGAAGGACCCCAAACGUGUCUACUACCUCUCUCUGGAGUUCUACAUGGGCCGGACUUUGCAGAACACCAUGGUGAACCUGGCCUUGGAGAACGCCUGUGAUGAGGCCACAUACCAGCUGGGUCUGGACAUGGAGGAGCUGCAGGACAUUGAGGAAGAUGCCGGUCUAGGCAACGGCGGGCUGGGCCGUCUGGCUGCUUGUUUCUUGGACUCCAUGGCCUCUCUGGGUCUGGCUGCUUAUGGAUACGGCAUCCGCUACGAGUUCGGCAUCUUCAAUCAAAAGAUUGUUGACGGCUGGCAGGUGGAAGAAGCUGACGACUGGCUGCGUUACGGUAACCCCUGGGAGAAGGCUCGCCCCGAGUACAUGCGCCCAGUCCACUUCUACGGACGAGUGGAACACACAGAGGAAGGAGUGAAGUGGGUCGACACACAGGUGGUUCUGGCUCUUCCCUAUGACACUCCAGUCCCUGGCUACAGAAACAACAUCGUCAACACCAUGAGACUUUGGUCUGCCAAGGCUCCCUGUGACUUUAACCUCAAAGACUUUAAUGUUGGUGGCUACAUUCAAGCCGUGCUGGACAGAAAUCUGGCUGAGAACAUCUCCAGGGUUCUCUACCCCAACGACAAUUUCUUUGAAGGGAAGGAGCUGCGUCUGAAGCAGGAGUACUUUGUCGUAGCUGCUACUCUUCAAGACAUCGUCCGUCGAUUCAAAGCCUCCAAGUUUGGCUCCACAGAGUUUGUGCGGCUCGACCUUUCUACACUGCCAGAAAAGGUGGCCAUCCAGCUGAAUGACACUCACCCUGCUCUGGCCAUCCCUGAGCUGAUGAGGAUCCUGGUGGACAUUGAGAAACUCUCUUGGGCGAAGGCGUGGGACAUCGUGGUUCAGACCUGUGCCUACACCAACCACACUGUCCUGCCUGAAGCCCUGGAGCGCUGGCCCGUCGACCUCUUCAAAAACCUGCUGCCUCGCCACCUGGAGAUCAUCUACGAGAUCAACAGGAGGCACCUGGAGCGGAUCGCCAAGCUUUACCCUGGAGAUGCUGACCGUCUGCGCCGAAUGUCCCUGAUUGAGGAAGGGGACAUGAAGAAAAUCAACAUGGCUCACCUUUGCAUCGUGGGAUCUCAUGCUGUCAACGGGGUGGCCCGCAUCCACUCUGAAAUCAUCAAGGACACUGUGUUCAAGGAUUUCUACGAGGUAGACCCUGAAAAGUUUCAGAACAAGACCAACGGCAUCACCCCCAGGCGCUGGCUGGUCAUGUGUAACCCUGGCCUGGCAGAGGUCAUCGCAGAGAGGAUUGGUGAGGACUACAUCCGUGACCUGGACCAGCUGAAGAAGCUUCUGGACUUUGUGGACGAUGACGCCUUCAUUCGAGAUGUUGCCAAAGUCAAACAGGAGAACAAGAUGAAGUUUGCUGCCCAUCUUGAAGAGCACUACAAAGUGAAGAUCAACCCCAACUCCAUGUUUGACGUCCAGGUGAAGAGGAUCCACGAGUACAAGAGACAGCUGCUCAACUGCCUGCACAUCAUCACGCUGUACAACCGAAUCAGGAAGGAACCCAACAAGUCAUGGACCCCAAGGACCAUCAUGAUUGGAGGAAAGGCGGCUCCAGGUUAUCACACUGCCAAGAUGAUCAUAAAGAUGAUCACUUCUAUUGGAGACAUUGUCAAUAAUGACCCUGUGGUGGGAGAUCGCCUCAAAGUCAUCUACCUGGAGAACUAUCGGGUCACUCUGGCUGAAAAGGUCAUCCCUGCAUCUGACCUGUCGGAGCAGAUCUCUACAGCAGGGACUGAGGCCUCUGGUACCGGGAACAUGAAGUUCAUGCUGAACGGAGCCCUCACCAUCGGCACCAUGGAUGGAGCCAAUGUGGAAAUGGCAGAGGAAGCUGGAGAGGAGAACCUCUUUAUCUUUGGCAUGAGGGUGCCUGAUGUAGAGGCUAUGGACAAGAAGGGCUAUGACGCUGCAUCGUACUACAACCGUAUCCCUGAGCUGAAGCAGGCCAUGGACCAGAUCUCUGGAGGCUUCUUCAGCCCCAGCCAGCCCGACCUCUUCAAAGACCUCGUCAACAUGCUGAUGCACCACGACAGGUUCAAGGUGUUUGCAGACUAUGAAGAAUACAUCAAAUGUCAAGAGAAAGUCAGCGCGCUGUACAAGGACCCUAAAGAGUGGACCAAGAUGGUGAUCCACAACAUCGCCGGCUGUGGGAAAUUCUCCAGUGACCGCACCAUUUCCCAGUAUGCCAGGGAGAUCUGGGGCAUGGAGCCCAGUUUGGAUAAGAUCGCUGCUCCAGAUGAUCCCCGCUAAACCACAUCUGCCUCCUCCACCUUACUGUAGCUCACCAUGUGGUCCAGCCACUGAAGAAAACCCCUGUAGCUUAUUCACUGUGUAGUGUGGCAUUAUUUCUUUACAUUAUUGACUCCUAUACAACCUCUAUUACUUCCAGGCCAUCUUGCAGUAACAUGUUUUGAAGUGCAGGAACUGUAUUCUGUAUUUUUCCUACUGUCCACCAGCAAUCAAUUUCCUCACUGUGUAAAAAACUUGUAUUUUUACGUCAGCCUUUCAGCCGUUGAAAUUCUGGGAUAUAUGGGAAGUUGGGAGUAAAAGCACUGAAAGAUGUACUUCCUCAUUUUGUUAUAGGGCUAAAAGUCUUCCAUUUUUACAAAGUUUAUUCAGCACUGAUGUUUGGACAUGCCAACACAUCAACCAGGAGCGAAAACCUUUGAAUGUGAUAACAAAAUCAGUGACUAUAUCUUUAACCAAACCACAGUACUUCCUAGUUAAACAGUUUGAUAACUCUGACUACAUUCCCCUUCUACUCCUGAACCCAUACGGCUACAACUCACAGCAUUUACACCAGUAAACCUCAGCACUGUUAAGGUUCCAAGCCACUGUGACUGGAUGGUGUGUCCAUAUCCACAUUCAUAUCAGUGUUUGGUAUACAAGACUCUCCGACAGCCCGCUCAGUGUUUCAUGCUGUUUGCUCAAUAUAUCCAUUUGUGUGUGUAUUAUCAGUGAUGGUCAUGAGCUCUGUGAUGCAGAUGUAUUGACCCAUCAGUUUACUUGUGAUCUCCUCAGCAUGUUUGUGUCUGUCUCAUUCUACUGUACUUCCUAAAGGUGACCUGUGUUAGGAACUAACAAAGCCUUCUUUGCCUAAAACCUAAGUGACUCAAUUAAUCCUUGGAAGAUGUGUGUACUCUGUAAUGUAGUCGUGUGUGCGUUUAACAUACCAUGAGUCCAUGACACUGUGGAUAUCAGCUUGAUGUACUGUAACAACGUGCUGUCCUGCUUCAGCUACUGCUACGUCUGACUGUGUGACUGCUGCGGUGCUGCCUGUAGGGACGGCAGAAACAACUGCUCACUACGCUGAAUCUAACAUUUCACUCAGUCAGUGCUUUUCUUUUCUAGUCAAUAAAUGAUAAAACUACAUCAA